UUUAUCAUCCACCGUAUAUAACAGACCUAAGAAUUUACCUUCAGUUUCUUUAUCAGAAACAGAAAGCAAUUGAAUUAGCUACUUCAUUCAAUUUCUCUCCAGAAUAAGUAGUGACAAUAUUUCCCCCAAAAAAACCUCACUUCUUUCAAUUAAAAAUAAUUGCAGAUAAAACAAGCAGAAACGGGCACAGAAGUGACCCGACAAAUCCAAUUUGGUAUGAUUCUUCAACUUUCCAUCCUGUCAUGGACCUUUUCAUAAAAUUAGAUCAAUCUCUGCUCAAAAUUUCAUCAAAGAACCAAAAGGGUCGAUUCAAUUCUUCCUACAACGUUAUUGCAAGAACUAAAGCUUCAAUCUUUAGCUUUAUACAUGUACAAAUUCCAGAAUCAUAUUCAGUGGAUUUGCAAUUUCAUCUAUAUCGUUAGUUCGAGUUGAAAGUAGUUAAGGGUUUAACCAAUCUGCGUCUAAGUGUGUGUCAGCGAUGUAUCAAUGGAGGAAGUUUGAAUUCUUUGAGGAGAAAUUUUCUGGGAAAGUUCCAGAUGAUAUUGCCGGCAAGAUCCAAUGUUGUUCCAGCGGUAAAGGAAGGAUUGUUUUGGGUUGUGAUGACGGCACUGCUUCGUUAUUGGAUCGAGGAUUGAAGUUCAAUUAUGGUUUCCAAGCUCAUUCUUCAUCUGUCCUCUUCCUCCAACAGCUCAAGCAAAGGAACUUCUUAGUGACUGUUGGAGAAGAUGAGCAAAUAGCUUCCCAACCCCCAGCUGUUUGUCUUAAAAUUUUUGAUCUUGACAAGAUGGAGCCCGAGGGAACUAGUACAUCAAGUCCAGAUUGUAUUCAAAUACUGCGAAUAUUUACCAACCAGUUCCCUGAAGCAAAGAUCACAUCGUUUUUGGUUCUGGAAGAGGCUCCGCCAUUGUUACUCAUAGUUAUAGGGCUGGACAAUGGUUCCAUCUAUUGCAUUCAAGGAGAUAUAGCCCGUGAACGCAUCAAGCGCUUUAAGCUUCAGGUGGAUAAUCAUUCAGAGAAAAGCCAAUCCUCCAUUACGGGUCUGGGGUUCAGAGUGGAUGGUCAGGUGCUUCAGCUGUUUGCUGUUACUCCAAAUACAGUGAACUUGUUCAACAUGCAUACUCAAGCACCUACUCGGCAGACUCUUGAUCAGAUUGGAUCUAGUGUAACUAGUGUUGCCAUGACUGAUCGAUCGGAAUUCAUUAUUGGUCGGCCUGAGGCGAUAUUUUUCUAUGAAGUUGAUGGUCGUGGUCCUUGUUUGGCCUUUGAAGGAGAGAAGAAAUUCCUAGGGUGGUUUCGUGGAUAUCUGUUAUGUGUUUUUGCAGAUCAAAGAACUGGAAAGAACACUUUCAAUGUUUAUGAUCUGAAGAACCGGUUAAUUGCCCACAGUAUAGUGGUUAAUGAAGUUUCUCAGAUGCUUUGUGAAUGGGGUAACAUAAUACUUAUUUUGGAGGACAAAUCAUUUUUAUGCAUUGGGGAGAAAGAUAUGGAGAGCAAAUUGGAUAUGCUUUUCAAGAAGAACCUUUAUACAGUUGCUAUAAAUCUCGUCCAAAGCCAGCAAGCUGAUGCCGCUGCAACUGCUGAAGUGCUGAGGAAAUAUGGGGAUCACUUGUACAGUAAACAAGACUUUGAUGAGGCUAUGACUCAGUAUAUACACACCAUUGAGCAUCUAGAACCUUCUUAUGUCAUACAAAAAUUUUUGGAUGCACAGAGAAUCCACAAUCUCACCAAUUACUUGGAAAAGUUGCACGAGAAGGGGCUUGCCUCAAAAGAUCAUACCACUCUUUUAUUAAAUUGUUACACCAAAUUAAAAGAUGUUGAGAAGCUGAAUGAGUUCAUCAAAAGUGAGGAAGGAGUUGGGGAACAAAAGUUUGAUGUUGAAACUGCAAUAAGGGUAUGCAGAGCUGCCAAUUAUCAUGAGCAUGCCAUGUUUGUUGCUAAGAAAGCUGGGAGGCAUGAAUGGUACCUUAAAAUUUUACUUGAAGAUCUAGGCAGAUAUGAAGAAGCUUUACAAUAUAUCAGCAGCCUUGAGUUGAGUCAAGCUGGGGUGACAGUGAAAGAGUACGGCAAAAUUCUAAUUGAGCAUAAGCCAGCUGAAACAGUUGAUAUACUCAUGAGGCUUUGCACAGAGGAAUCCGAACUGCCCAAGAAGCUAGCAUCAAGUGGUGCAUUUAUCUCCAUGUUGCCUUCUCCUAUUGAUUUUCUCAACAUUUUUGUCCAUUAUCCUCAUGCUCUUCUGGAGUUCCUUGAAAAAUAUACCAGCAAAGUGAAGGAUUCAUCUGCUCAAGUGGAAAUUCAUAACACACUCCUCGAAUUGUACUUGUCCCAUGACCUGGAUUUCCCAUCAGUUUCACAAUCUAACAUGGAUGAAGGUGGAAAUGAUCUAGCACAUAAAUCUUCAAAAAAAGUAUCUAAUGGGAAGGUGAUAUUGGAAAAGAAAGACGCAAAUGAUGAGAAAGGUCGUCAAGAGCGGCGUCGGAAAGGGCUGACCUUGCUUAAGAGCGCAUGGCCUUCUGAACUAGAACAACCACUAUAUGAUGUUGAUCUUGCCAUAAUUUUAUGCGAGAUGAACGACUUUAAAGAAGGAUUGUUGUUUCUUUAUGAGAAGAUGAAACUUUUCAAAGAAGUUAUUGCGUGUUACAUGCAGGUACAUGAUCAUGAAGGUUUGAUUGCAUGCUGCAAGAGAUUGGGUGAUUUGGGUAAGGGGGGUGACCCUUCUCUUUGGGCAGAUUUGUUGAAGUAUUUUGGUGAACUUGGCGAAGACUGCUCAAAAGAAGUCAAAGAAAUCUUGACUUACAUUGAGAGGGAUGAUAUCUUGCCUCCCAUUGUGGUUCUUCAGACACUUGCCAAAAACCCGUGCCUCACCCUCUCUGUUAUCAAAGAUUACAUAGCUCGAAAGUUAGAACAUGAGUCACAACUGAUUGAAGAAGACCGCAGAGCUAUGGAAAAGUAUCAGGAAGAAUCAUCAACAAUGAGAAAAGAGAUCCAAGAUCUAAGAACAAAUGCUAGAAUUUUUCAGCUUAGCAAGUGUACUGCUUGCACAUUCACACUUGACCUUCCUGCUGUCCACUUCAUGUGUAUGCACUCAUUUCAUCAGCACUGUCUUGGCGACAAUGAGAAAGAGUGCCCUGAGUGUGCUCCCGAGUACAGAGCUGUUCUGGAAACAAAGAGGAGCUUGGAACAAAGUUCCAAAAACCCAGACCAGUUCUUCCAACAGGUCAAGAGCUCAAAGGAUGGAUUUUCUGUAAUUGCUGAUUAUUUUGGCAAGGGGAUUAUCAGCAAAACGAGCAAUGGACCUUCUGAAGCUAUUAGAUCAACCAGUGCUUCUUCCGACAACGAUUUCUAGGAUUGUGUCAGCACAUUUGUUGAGUACUAAAGUUUUUUGAGAUCUUUCCGGCCAUAGAGAAAGUUUACUGAGCUACAUGUUCAGAAGAAUGUCAUCCAUUAUGUUUUAUAAAAUUGGUGUUUCUUAGGCCACUUGUUUUUCUUUUAAGGUUAUUGUUGAGCUGCAGUGUUUUUUUAAUUAAAAUGUUGUACCUUGGAGUUGAAGUAUUUUUAAAACUGUGUGAAGAAAAUAAAUAUA
Messenger RNA from Solanum dulcamara, 3580 nucleotides. Its product is annotated as vacuolar protein-sorting-associated protein 11 homolog. The record is from RefSeq and is a predicted model, not a curated record. The coding region runs from base 479 to 3343 and encodes 954 amino acids. Gene Ontology annotation, cellular component: endosome; HOPS complex. Gene Ontology annotation, biological process: vacuole organization; vesicle-mediated transport; organelle fusion. The transcript has 5 exons. NCBI's taxonomy places the organism in Eukaryota, Viridiplantae, Streptophyta, Magnoliopsida, Solanales, Solanaceae. Gene Ontology annotation, molecular function: protein-macromolecule adaptor activity; protein binding.